This is a messenger RNA of Colletotrichum scovillei, 1250 nucleotides long. RefSeq names its product NAD dependent epimerase/dehydratase. Lineage: Eukaryota; Fungi; Ascomycota; Sordariomycetes; Glomerellales; Glomerellaceae. The coding region runs from base 291 to 1250 and encodes 319 amino acids. The transcript has a single exon. The record is from RefSeq and is a predicted model, not a curated record.
CCUACAUGUCCUGACGUCUGAACUUCGCGUGUGCCAGCGUAUCCGUCCCUCAGUCGCCGGAUAUGCUCGGUAAAUGUGCAGGCGACAGAGGUAUGAGGAGAAGCUCCGACAACGUGACCAUGCGUGCAAACUGUACCCCUCAUGACGGCACAGCGAGAUCGGAUCAGUUAAAGCCGAGGGGCACGCGAUCGCGUCUCUUUUGUGAAAAGACGCGUGAAGAUUUCCUGGCUGUAGAACUUUGCUUUCACAAGAGCUUGUCUAGAGAGCUGCAUACCAAAAGUUGAGCCAAAAUGUCAAACGAGGUCCUCGUAACUGGCGCCGCAGGCUUCGUUGGCCAGGCCCUGGUGUCCGCCCUCAUCAAAUCCAACCCCUCAGCAACCCUCACAAUCACAGAUGUAAUCGAGCCCCCAAUCCCCGCCGACGUGGCAGGAGAAAGCAGCAAGAUCAAUUCUCUGAAAGCCGACCUCACCGACCCGGCGGCAGUGAGCUCUUUGCUCUCGAAGCAGUUCUCAGCUGUCUACCUCCUGCACGGCCUCAUGUCCGGCGGGGCGGAAGCGAACCUCGACCUGGGCCUCAAAGUCAACCUCGAUUCCGUCCGUGCCGUCCUCGACUACCUCCGGAAUAAUUACCCUGGCACCACGGUCGUCUUUACUAGUUCGUGCGCAGUCUACGGCCCGCGCCAGCCUGUUAUCGAGAGCGAAACUGUGCCGAAGCCGCGGACAUCGUACGGCACCGAGAAGCUUAUUAUCGAGUUGCUAGUGGAGGACUUUUCGCGGCGUGGGCUCAUCGACGGCCGCAUUGUGCGACUUCCUACAGUCACAGUGCGACCUGGCGCGCCUUCUGCUGCGGCAUCGAGUUUCGCGUCAGGUAUUGUUCGUGAGACUCUGAAGGGCAUCAAGAAUGUAUUGCCUGUGAGCCGUGAUCUCGAAGUCUGGGUCUGUAGCCCCGCUACGGUGGUGAAGAACCUUGUCAAGGUCAAGGAUGUGCCAAAAGAGAAGUUUGGGGAAUCGAGGGUCGUCAACUUACCUGGUAUCACCGUCACGGUGCAGGAGAUUCUUGAUGCGGUGGAGAAGGUUGGUGGCAAAGAAUCGCUAGCACUCAUCGAAGAAAAGAAGGAUGCCGCCAUCUUGGCUAUUGUGGAGACAUGGGCUGCUCGGUUUGAUGUGAGCAGGGCGUAUGGCUUGGGUUUGGAACCCGAUGGUACGAUUUUAGAGGCCGUUGAGGCAUUUGCGAAGACUCUUAAGGCAUGA